GUCAACAAAUAGCUCGUCUCUGCCGACUUUACUUGAAGAGCCCGAAUCUCCCUCUCCCUCUCCCUCUCCCUCUCCCUCUCACCUCCAAAUUCCCAAAACCCUCGAUUUCCACGCACCUCCUCCGCCCCCGAAUCUCGUCUCGAUCGGGGCGGCGACCCCCCCACCACCACCGGGGGGUGAAAUCGAGGACCGGCGGCGACCGGGGCUGGACGGCGAGAUCGAGCUCCCGACCACCCGAUCCCUCCGCGGCGGCGGCCGGCGCGUCGGCUCUGGCAUGCGCGGAUCCGGGGUCGCGAUGGCGUGGAACGUGUUCAAGUUCUGCACCGCCCUCCGGGGCCUCGGCUCCAUCAUGAUCCUGCUCGUGCUCGGCGUCGUCGGCGUCACCUACUACGCCGUCGUCGUGACCAGCUACGGCCCCGCCCUGCUCGCCGGUGGCGUCGGGGCGUUGGCCGCCCUGGCCGUCCUGGUCUUGUUCCACGGCCUCUUGGUGAUGCUGCUGUGGAGUUACUUCUCGGUUGUGUUCACCGACCCUGGUGGUGUUCCACCCAAUUGGAGGCCUAGUAUUGAUGAGGAGAGAGGGGAGUCUGAUCCGCUCACUUUACCUGACUUGAGUGGUUUGCAAUCCGAUCCAUCCAAUCAAAGAAUCCGUUAUUGUCGAAAGUGUAACCAUUUCAAGCCGCCUCGCUGUCAUCAUUGUUCUGUUUGUGGAAGCUGUGUGCUCAAAAUGGAUCAUCAUUGUGUAUGGGUUGUCAACUGUGUUGGAGCAUUAAAUUACAAAUAUUUCCUUCUUUUUCUGUUCUAUACCUUCCUUGAGACAAGUGUCGUUACUUUGGCCUUACUUCCACACUUCAUAGCAUUCUUUACUGAUGGAGAGAUACCUGGAACCCCUGGCACUCUUGCAACGACUUUUCUUUCUUUCGUUUUGAAUUUGGCAUUUGCAUUGAGCGUAUUGGGCUUCCUGAUCUUGCAUAUAUCUUUGGUUGCUGCCAACACCACCACAAUCGAGGCUUAUGAGAAGAAGACCACUCCCAGAUGGCGUUAUGACCUUGGACGGAAAAGAAAUUUUGAGCAGGUGUUUGGAACAGAUAAACUAUACUGGUUCGUUCCAGCUUAUCUGGAGGAAGAUAAGAAGCGAAUGCCAUCUCUGCACGGUCUUGACUACCCAGUGAGACCCGAAUUUGGUUCAGAAGCAUUCUAGGAACCAUCUCACUGUUCAUUUCCCAGGAGGAUCCAGAAAUGUGCCUCAUAAAUCUUGGGAGAUGGAUCUCUUUGACAACUGCGUCCUUUCCAUCACUAAAAGGAGGCUGCUGCUAAAUUUGGCUCCAUGAUUCGUGUUUCCUGGAUAACUUAAUUUAGAAGAAGAGAGCAAGCGGGAAAGGGGGUGGCUUGCCUCGUGUGAAUCGAGGAGUCGUGCCGAGCAGAGCAAGAUGGGUCGAGCAUAUGAUCUGUACAUAAGGUUGAGUAGAUUCGGAAGAUUGCGAGGUAAGGAACCCCAGUGCACAAUUUGUUCGGUCAAUGUCGAGAUGUUCUGUUCAGUCUCACUGAAGCGUAGAUUCAGUUCUGGUGGAUUAGAGGGCUGUUGAGUGAUGCCUGAGUUGUUUAAGUACUACUACUACACAAAUAAUAUCUGACCUCAAACGUCUUCCUGCAA
Syzygium oleosum is the source of this 1651-nucleotide messenger RNA. Its product is annotated as probable protein S-acyltransferase 14. Gene Ontology annotation, biological process: peptidyl-L-cysteine S-palmitoylation; protein targeting to membrane. The record is from RefSeq and is a predicted model, not a curated record. The transcript is spliced from 7 exons. Gene Ontology annotation, molecular function: protein-cysteine S-palmitoyltransferase activity. Gene Ontology annotation, cellular component: endoplasmic reticulum; Golgi apparatus. Lineage: Eukaryota; Viridiplantae; Streptophyta; Magnoliopsida; Myrtales; Myrtaceae. The coding region runs from base 275 to 1198 and encodes 307 amino acids.